AGUCAAGACAGAAUAGUUCAAUGAUUGAAUUGAGUACAGAGCUCUUGUAGAUAAAAUCUGUGAUGUUACGACAGCUUCUCAUUCAAGAUGAUUUUCUUCUUCUAUAUAUGUGUUAUUACAUGCCAACUCUUUUAUGAUCUCCCAAUAAACAACACUCAAAAAACCCUAGGUGAAAAUGAAUAUACCAACCAUUCUGAUGUUGGAUUUAUAAAUCCGAUUGAAGUAUGGUUUCAACAAGUAUGUAACUACUGCUACAAUGAGUGGGAAGCAUCCUAUGUUGAGAAUGCUUCAUUGUACACUACGUUCCUCUUGUUCACAAGAGUCUCCGAUGUGAAAUACACAGUAGUAACUAUCGGUGACCCUGAACUCUUGUAUGAAGCAGGGUUCAACUCUUCUAAAAACACCAAAGUACUGAUUCAUGGCUGGAUGGACAAUGCAACUGUUGAUUUUUCUGAAGAUCUUGAAUACUCAUAUCUGCUUGCUGAGGACUUGAACAUCAUCGCAGUAAAUUGGGCCAGAAUGGCUCAAACAUUUUACCCUCUAUCUCGCAGUGCUGUCUCACCGGUCGGCCGCUACACAGCCAAAUUUGUGGACUUUUUGGCCCUGGAAAUGGGAGUCUCCCCUGCCUCGGUCCACCUCCUCGGUCACAGCCUCGGUGCACACAUAGCUGGAGUUGUUGGGGAGUCAGUCACUUUCGGGAACAUCUCCAGGAUCACAGGUCUGGAUCCGGCUGCCCCUCUAUUUGGAUCUGACCCUAAAGGCAGGCUGGAUCCAACUGAUGCCCAGUUUGUGGAUGUGAUACACUCAGCUGGGGGCUAUAUAGGCUACUACAAUCCUUGCGGCCACAUUGACUUUUACCCCAAUGGUGGAGUUCCAAUUCAGCCAGGGUGUGGGGUAGACAUAGGAUUCUGUUCACACAAAAGAUCCUAUAUGUAUUUUGCUGAAUCAAUCACUAGUCUUGGAUUCAUCUCAAGAGUUUGUGACAGCUGGGAUGACUAUAAACAUAAUCGGUGCAUGAACAAUACAAAAAAUGUGCUGGGUGUGAACAUGUAGACCAGAGGUAAUCUAUCUUCCAGGAUUCAAAUUCAGACACUAAUAAAACAACAGAAUACUAUAUGAAUAGCUUAUAUGUAUAUGCAUGGCAUAAGU
Molecule: messenger RNA, 1149 nt
Organism: Homalodisca vitripennis (glassy-winged sharpshooter)
Lineage: Eukaryota; Metazoa; Arthropoda; Insecta; Hemiptera; Cicadellidae
Product: pancreatic triacylglycerol lipase-like
Exons: 6
Coding region: 88-1053 (321 amino acids)
Biological process (GO): lipid metabolic process
Molecular function (GO): lipase activity
Source: RefSeq, a predicted model, not a curated record